Molecule: messenger RNA, 6952 nt
Organism: Toxotes jaculatrix (banded archerfish)
Lineage: Eukaryota; Metazoa; Chordata; Actinopteri; Toxotidae
Gene: tnrc6c1
Product: trinucleotide repeat containing adaptor 6C1
Exons: 21
Coding region: 146-5782 (1878 amino acids)
Biological process (GO): miRNA-mediated post-transcriptional gene silencing; positive regulation of nuclear-transcribed mRNA poly(A) tail shortening
Cellular component (GO): P-body; nucleoplasm
Molecular function (GO): RNA binding; protein binding
Source: RefSeq, a predicted model, not a curated record
CCCCGUUACCACCGAUUCAACCGUCUCGAGCUCCUGCUCCGGUCAGUUACUACAAAAUGGCUGCAGAGGCUUCGCCGCCGCUGAGAUCCUACUGAACGCUUCAUGCUGUGAGAAGAAGCAAAACACACGAGAAGAGAACCGUUUGAUGGAAGAUAAGAAAAAGAAAAAGCAAGAAGAGAAGAAAAAGAAAGAAGCCGCUCAGAAAAAGGCCACAGAACAGAUAACCAAAGUGCCAGACUCUGCCAAGCUCGACCCCACCCCUCCUCUUCCCCCCAUCAACCCCAGUGCCGUCCCGUCUGUACCCCCAAGCAGUGGCGAUGGCAAGCGCACCCCCUCCGGAGGUCAGCCGCAGACAGCACAGCAGCCCCAGACUCUGCUCCAGCAGCGCUACCCGCCCAGAGAGGUGCCCCCUCGCUUCCGCCAGCAGGAGCACAAGCAGCUUUUGAAGAGGGGCCAGCCUCUGCCCUCUGGGACCCUGCUUCUCGCCACCACAGGACGUCACUGCACUACUGAACCUGCAGCAGCAGUAGCUGUACACUCCUCUCCCUCCUGCUCCUCUUCCUCCACAGCCAGCCUGCCUACAGAACUGCCCCAAGAGAGCGGCCAGGGAGCCCAGUAUGAUAAUCCCCUCUGGGGACACCUGCCAGCCAAAAGGAGUGCCACAAGUGCUGCAUCUUCCAACAGUCUCAGUGGUUGGGAUCAACUGAUCAUUGACCAGAAGGACACAGAGGCUUGGCCUUCUAUUACCCACAGCCAGAGCCAGGCCCCUCCAGGAGGAUGCCCUUUGGAUACUGACCCUGGUCGCUUGACCAGCAGCAGCAGCAGCAGCAGCAGCAGCAGUACUAGUAGUAGUUGCAGUACAGUGAGUAUGGCCACAGGGGCCAAUAGCCAGACAGGACACUUUCCUGCCAACCACCUUAGCACCAAGGCCAACAGUGGGCCCAGCCCUGCCAAUCAUACUGGAACCAGCAUGCUCUCUAGCCAGGUUGCAGCCAAUCGCAGCUGGGGCUCUGGGCCUGGACCCUCCCAUUGCCCCCCUCAGUCCUCAGUGGGGAAUGAAGGCAAGAGUGACAGUCAAUUGGGGGGAGCAGGCAACAGGGGCUGGGGCUCUUCUUCAUCAUCCUCCACCACCAACUUUAACUUGAACCUAAACCCUAAUGCCAACCCAUCUGCCUGGCCCAUGUUGGGGCAUGAUGGGGGUGGCACAGGGGGAGGCAGCUCAGGGGGAGCCAACACCAUUUCACCUCCUCAACCUACACCCAACCUCUGUAAUCCACCUGGCCCCCCACCAGCCCAGACCAGCACCUGUACCGGAGCCAACACUAACAGCAACUCCUCGGGGAUUGGCAGCGCCUGGGGUAGUAUAAUGGCCUCUGACACGUCAGAGCCACACCCCUCCCCGUCCACGAAUGUGUCUUUCAGUUCAGAACCUCAGAACCUUAAAACUGAUGGACCAAAUCACACUAAUAAGCAGGAACCUCCCAGCCCCAUCCGCAGCUUGCCUGGCUGGGGUACUGCACCUGUAGGCUUGAGUUCCAUGAGCCAGGCCCCACCAGGGGGUCCACAGGUCAAUGGAGAAGAUGGUAGCUCAGUAUGGGGUAACAGUGGCGACUCUAAGGCACCUUCAUCUAAGGAGACACCUGGCUGGGACUCUGGCUGGAGCCAUGGAGGAGGUGGAGCAGGAAAAUCUGGAGGCUGGGGUGAACAGUCUGGUGGAGAAUGGGGGAAGCAGCACACUGAAGAGGCCCAGGGGGGCUGGGAUGCCCCCAGUUCCCCACCCCAGGAUCCACAGGCUAGUCCUUGGAGCAGAGCUGUGAGCACGACUGGUGCCAGUGAAGGGAGCAGUGACAGCAUGGAAGGACAUCCCCAGCGCAGAGACCGCUCAUCCAGAGAUAAUCCAGCUCCUCUGCUGCCUGCACAGGAUCUGGACCCCAGGGUGCUGUGUAAUACUGGCUGGGGACAGACCCCUGUUCGCCAGCACACCUCCUGGGAUAUGGACGAUACUAAACGCAAAAAUGAUGUAGGCACUGAAUCAUGGGGCUCUGGCCCAACCACUCCAAGCGAUGCUCAAGGGCCUUCCAACACUAACAUGGGCCCGACUCAGAGGACUGACUCUGGGAGCAAAAAUGAUGUGCCUGGUUCUCAGGGAGCUUCAGGUUGGGGUGGAAGCAUAGCUGCUACCAGCCAGCCCAGCUCUGGUUGGGGAGAGCCACCCAGCAACAUUAAGCCCCCAGGUGGCCCUGGUGGCUGGGGGAACACCCCAACAGGAGGCCCCACGACCAGUGUCCCCAAGAGUGGUGGUCAGUCCUGGGGGGAGGAGAAGUCAAGUGGGUGGGAUGAUUCUCACAUCAAGGCAACCCAGGGCUGGGGAGAGCAACCCAAAGCAUCCCACAGCUGGGGCAAUAGUGGAGGGAGCAAUAAUGCAGGGGACUGGGGUGAACCAGAAGAGAGCAAAAAGAGUCCCACUAACCCUGCCUGGGACGGAGAAGCAGGGGGAGGCUGGAAGGAAAACCCACGAGGGUGGGGAAUGCCUGCUUCAGGACCGGGGAUAUCUGGAGCUGGAGGAAAUGGUGGCUGGGGAGAGCCAGUUUCCCAGCGUCCUGGUGGCCCUCCUCAAGGUUGGGGCAGCAAGCCUCAGGAUGGGCCCGGUGGUAGUAGUGGAGGAGGGGCCAUAGGCUCUUGGAGUGGGUCGGGCCCAGUGAAGCAAGGCGGAGGCUGGAGUGGCAGUAAGCAGGAGUCCUCAGCUGAACCUACGGGCUGGGAAGAACCCUCCCCACCUUCAGUCCGACGCAAGAUGGAAAUUGAUGAUGGGACCUCAGCUUGGGGGGACCCUGGUGCCUACAACAAGGCAGUCAACCUGUGGGACAGGAACAAUCCAGGAAUGUCCCAGGCUAAAGUUACCACUGGAGGCAAUAAUCCCCCAGGCCCCAACAACAACCAUCCCCACUCACACAAUCACCCCUAUCAUGGGACGCCAGCACCUUUACAGAACCACAGCCAAAACUCCCAAAACUCAGGGCCCAACAGUGGGCCCAUGGAUCCUGUUGUGCAGCAUCAGUCCGGGCCAUCUCACAACAGGGGUCCCCUGAUCACUCAAGGUUGGGGAGAGCUACCCAGCUCCCACGCAAAAUCAGAGAGCUCCUGGGGGGAACCUGCACCCUCUCCGGUCAGCGUGGACAAUGGGACGUCUGCCUGGGGCAAACCCAGUGGGAGCUGUGGAGGUUGGGGAGACAGUAACCCAGAUAGCUAUGGCAGGGGCAACCAAACGAUGACGUCUGCAUCUUGCAAACCUGCCCCCAAACCUAUGCAAGACGGAUGGGGAGGUGGAGGUGAGGAGCUGAGCCUGUCGGGGGGCCAGUGGGAUGCUGAGGAGGGAGACAUGUGGAACAGCGCUGCCUCCCAGGAGAGCAACUCCUCCUGUAACUCUUGGGGCAAUGCAUCCAAAAAGGGCCCACAGAAGGGGAAGGUCCCAGGGAAGCAGGAAGAUGCUUGGAUCAUGAAUCGUCUCGUCAAACAGCUGACAGACAUGGGCUUCCCUAGGGAUCCAGCAGAGGAGGCUCUGAAGAGCAACAACAUGAACCUGGACCAGGCCAUGAGUGCCCUGCUAGAGAAGAAGACGGAGCUGGACAAGCGGGGGAUGGGGAUAGCCGGCCACGACUACAACAACGGGCUCAUCAACAAGCCCAUGAGCUGCCCUCGGCCUCCGCUUCUUUCCAAAGACCCCUCAGCAGACCCCCGCUUGCCCUUCAUGGAUAAGCAGAUGCAGAGUGGAAUGUUUGGCGGUGGUGGAGCAGCACAAGCCCGGGCCAUGCAGCAGCAGCAGCCGCCUCCUCAGCCGCCAGUGCCACCUCUCAGCUCCUCUCAGCCUAGUCUACGUGCUCAAGUGCCUCAGUUUCUCUCCCCUCAGGUUCAAGCACAGCUCUUACAGUUUGCAGCAAAAAACAUUGGUCUGAAUCCUGCACUUUUAACCUCACCAAUAAACCCUCAACAUAUGACCCUUCUGAAUCAACUUUAUCAGCUGCAACUGGCAUACCAGCGUUUACAAAUUCAGCAGCAGAUGUUGCAGGCGCAGCGCAACGUUUCUGGCCCCAUUCGACAACAAGAGCAGCAAGUUGCACGUACAAUCAAUAACAUGCAGCAGCAGAUCCAACAGCACCAGCGUCAGCUGGCCCAGGCCCUGCUGAUGAAGCAGCAGCAACAGCAGCCGCCCCCCUCUCACUCGGGCCUGCAUCCUGGUGGGGCCAAAUCCACCCUGGAUUCAUUUCCAGGUCACCCCCAGGCUCCAGGCCUCCCUGACCUGCAGACCAAAGAGCCGCAGUCAUCUCCCAACACCUACAGCCCCUAUUCUCUCUCUGGACUGAAUCCAAACAUGAAUGUAAACUGCAUGGAGGUGGGAAGUCUGUCUAUGAAGGAACCCCCUCAGCCCCAAUCACGGCUGUCACAGUGGACGCACCCAAACUCCAUCGAAAGUCUCUCUGGCAGCUCCUCUCCUUUAGAGCCCGGCCUGGGAAAGCAUGGUGCCAACUUGGGUCCCCCUGGUAAGCCUCCUCAGCUGGAGGACUCUUACAGUCCCUACAACCUGAUGUCCAGCUCAGAGUCUCCUACCAGCCCCCUGGUUCCUCCAGACAGCUGGGGACAGGGCAAGAGCAGCAGUGACAAGAUGGCCAACGGGACCAAUAUCAACUGGCCACCAGAGUUCUGCCCUGGUGUACCCUGGAAAGGCCUCCAGAAUAUCGACCCUGAGACUGACCCCAAUGUGACCCCCGGCAGUGUCCCCAGUGGGCCCACCAUCAACACCAAUAUCCAAGAUGUCAACCGCUACCUGCUGCGGGACAGGAGUGGAGGCUCCUCUCCCACUUCAUCUCAGAACGAGGCUCUGCCUCCCUCCACUGAUUGGCCAGUCAGUGCCUACACUAGCUCGUUCAGUCUGUCGUCCCCGGAGACGGACGAUGCAGGUAAACUGUCAGAGAUGAAAUCUACUUGGUCUCCAGGCCCCAUUUCUCACAGCCAGGCCUCCCUGUCCCACGAGCUGUGGAAGGUCCCCCAGGGCCCUCGGAGCAACACCACAGCCCCUUCCCGCCCCCCACCUGGCCUCACCAACACCAAGCCUUCCUCAACCUGGGGGGGCAACUCCCUGGGUCUGGCCCAAGGCUGGAGCAGUUCUUACACCACAGCAGGUACCACGUGGAGUACAGACAGCUCCACCAGGACCAGUAGCUGGCUGGUUCUGAGGAACCUCACUCCACAGAUUGACGGUUCGACACUGCGUACGCUGUGCAUGCAGCACGGCCCCCUCAUCACAUUCCACCUCAACCUGACACAGGGCAACGCUGUGGUGCGCUACAGCUCCAAGGAUGAAGCUGCCAAGGCACAGAAGUCCCUGCACAUGUGCGUGCUCGGGAACACCACCAUCCUGGCAGAGUUUGCCGGGGAGGAGGACGUGAACCGCUUCUUUGCACAGGGCCAGUCGCUCGGCGGAACGAACAGCUGGCAGGCCACUCCAGGCACCAAUCAGACAAGGAUGGGUGGGGCCGGGUCCGGAGCCUCUCAUCCCAUCGGUCACUCACCCCACUGGAACAACAACAACGGCAGUAGUAGCAGCAGUAGCAGUGGCCUGGGAGCAGGUGGAGCAAAGGCAAGUGGGGAGUUGCUCUGGGGUGGCGUGCAGCAGUAUUCUAGCCUGUGGGGACCCCCGAGUGGAGAGGAGGGACGGGUCAUGGGGAGUCCCACCCCAAUCAAUACGCUGCUGCCUGGGGACCUGCUGAGUGGUGAGUCCAUGUAGGACAGAAGAGCCCAGGCUAAACAAACACCAACAGGAGCAAAAACCUUUCAAAUCAAUGUGGCGAUAAUCAGUGUGGGUGCAACGGUGAAAAGGAGAGACGAGUGGAGGAUGAGGCUACAUCCUCGCUGCUCACCCUCGUCGACCUCCUCCACUCCUUUUUUUUGUUUUUAAUGACAUUUCAGCAGUUCUUUAGUGAAUCUCAGCGAGAGAUUUUGGUCACAGUGUUCAGCUUUUACUUUUUGGAGACACAGGAAGAAGUCUUUCAUUCAACAAAGAAAGAGAACUUUUUACAGAAAUGAACCUUUGAGAGCUCGCCGUGUGAAACAUGUACUUUAGUCAAACUGACACAAUGACGAGCUGCCAUCUUUAAACUUGCAUAAUCCCUCUCUGCCUUUUGAGGCAAUCAUACUGCACCUCAGAGAUCCAUGAAAAAGGCAUCAUUCCCAAAGUAAAAAAAAAAAACAAAAACCCUUCAAUCAGAGUGGUUGUCGAACUUUCAGCUGGUCCAGACUCGACAUUUGUUUCUCUCAGCACUAAUAUUAGCCUUAACCUCUUUCCUGCCCUGCUAUCCUCACUCACUCUGUACUUGGUGAAGAAGCAUACGGACACUUGCACACCCUUAUUUCUGAGCCAGUGAAACCUGAGUGGAGAGUACAUGCUGCUGCUGCUUACCAUAAGCAACCACAGCUCACAACUUCAGUGCAUUUUUGCAAGCAGAUUGAGUUCCUCAGUUCGCUCAAAGGGAAUGAUGCAAUUCUGUUCGCCUUGUUCAAGCCAUUUAUUUUUGUAGUGUUUUUGGUUUUUUUUCUUUUUCUUCUCGAACCAUUGCAAACAAAGCUAAAAAAAAAAAAAAAAAAAAAAAAAAAAGAAAUUCAAAUGUGUCUGUCAAUCUUACCCAGCGGGGGGAUAGUUCUGGGGGGUCGUGGCGUGUACAGUUACGGAUGUGACGGACGACAAAAUGAACCACUGCUAUUACUAUCGAACUGUAAAGACAAACACUUCAAUGCACCUCAACUCAUCUGCGGGCAACUCGCAGUUUGGUCUCAGUCUCUGACCCUCUCACUGAUGUAGUGGAAAACCUCAAGUCGUAAAUGUUUCCCAACGGUGUGUAGUCAACGACCCCACCCCACCCACCCACUCCACCCGCAAAACACCAUUUCAAGUGAUGUG